UGAUAUUGUUAUUUGGGAAGUAGGCCUACAACUUCUUUUUAUUUUAUUUUAAAAAAGGUGACUCAGUUGGUAGAAAUGUGGGAGAGGUGCAUCCCUUCAGUUUAAUCAUUUACCCACAGCUCACUGCUGCGAGCAGCUGGACGAUUUAAAUCCUUACUUUUCAAAUACUUUCGUCAGGGUGUUUCACUUCUUGCAAAAUAAUUCAGGCAUAACGUAAAAAAAAAAAAAAAACGCGUUGUUUUACUCCCAGUGUUCCCAACAGCUCCACUUCCUGAAACACCUGUUUGUCAGGUAGGAUCGUCUGCAGCCGCCCCGGAGACUCUGAGUCAUGAAAACAUAGACUAUGGACGGAACUGUACCAAGGCUUUGACAGAACUUGAACCCCCCUUUUUUUUUUUAGUUGUUUGGUCUGAGUGAACCCGCUUUCACAUCUUAAAAAUGCGUCGACUGUGCCAAAGGAAUCCGGCUCUGGAUGUCGUGUUGCUGCUGUGUUCCGUCUCCUUUUUGGCUCCUUCCUCGGUCUCCUCCAUCUCAGUGAUGACCCCCCCAGAGCUCCAUGCAUCCAGAGGGGAGACCGUCACAUUGUCCUGCACUUUCACUUCAACCAGUAGGCCGACCAGUAAGAUGACCGUGGACUGGUCUUACAGGCCCCAGAGUGGAGGGCCGCCACAAACAUUUUUCCACUUCUCCUCAAGCUCGUUCCCUCCACUCGAGGGUCAGUUUAUGGGUCGUAUCAAAUGGCAGGGAAGCCCGGCACGUGGGGAAGCCUCCAUCUCUCUGAUCAACGCCACAUUGAAAGACAACGGGACGUACACAUGCUCAGUCAGGAACCCUCCGGACGUCCACGGCUCGCCGAAUUCACACACUGUCCUCAGUGUCACACCAAAGGCGCCCAGCGUUCGCUUCUCCGAUGUUGCUGUCCUGCUGGCUUUCAUCCUCCUCCCCUCGGCCGUCAUCACCCUCAUUCUGAUUGGGCGGAUGCUCUGCCCCAAGAAACAGCGUAACCAAUCAAAGGGCUACAGAUCGCCCAUAGAGGUCACGGAGGGGGAGGAGUACGGCAUCCACCCACCAGCGGGCAAAGCAAAGAAGACCAGCUGUUGUGACCUAUAUCUCAUGGACUCAGAGGAUGAAAACGGUUACAGCGACCUCACAAAGAGGCCCCCUGUGGAUGAAGGCUACGCUGAGUCUCAGUGCUAGAGGAACCCUGCUGGUUGGAUGAUGCAACUGCAGCAUCAAGACCUACAUGGUGCUCUAAAUAUGGGAGGCAUUGAAUGUUUAUGAAUACUGAAUUCACAACCAAUUCCCAUAGUCAACCAACCACUUUGGAAUAAUGUGCAUGUGUCUGAAAUAUGCAUCUCACACUUUGUAUUUAUACUUCAAAAUAUGUCAAUAAAUUGAUUUACUUUUUGUGUUCAAGCUCAUAAAAUGUCCCAAGUCUUCCUAAUAGUCAGUCCACUGUUUUCUCAUCGCAGUGCGCUGUGAAGAAGUCGAGGUCACUGCACCCGACACUGCAGACCGUUAUGAGAAAUGAUCUGUUUAUUCUGUGUGUAUAGGAAAA
Molecule: messenger RNA, 1558 nt
Organism: Labrus bergylta (ballan wrasse)
Lineage: Eukaryota; Metazoa; Chordata; Actinopteri; Labriformes; Labridae
Gene: mpzl3
Product: myelin protein zero-like 3
Cellular component (GO): plasma membrane
Source: RefSeq, a predicted model, not a curated record